This is a messenger RNA of Triticum turgidum subsp. durum (durum wheat), 456 nucleotides long. The record is from the annotation of a GenBank genome assembly. Lineage: Eukaryota; Viridiplantae; Streptophyta; Magnoliopsida; Poales; Poaceae.
AUGGCCUCGAUCUGGAGAAGGAGAGGGCAGGAGUGUGGCCUCGAUCUGGAGAAGGGGAGCAGCCUCACACAUCUUCAGCCCUCUCAAUCAGUGAGCUUUUCUCCUUUGAUGUUACUGGUUUUGCUCAUGGCAGCUAUGGGAUUGGAUGCCUACAGAUUCUCAAUUGCAUGGUCUCGGAUUCUCCCAAAUGGCACCGGUGAGGUCAACCACGCAGGCAUCGACCACUACAACAAGGCAGAGCAGAAUGAAGAGAUGGGGAUGUUGUUGGAUGUGAUAUGGUACGAGCCUGUCUCAAACUCCACAGCUGAUGUUGAGUCUGCUAAGAGAGCACAAGAGUUCCAGUUGGGAUGGUCAAAGAUGAUGGUUCUUCUUCUCCUAUUAGAGUACCACUGCCUCACCAGUAUUGGUGUUGAACAUAAUAAGAUGCAAAUGUUAGAACCAGCGCCGAUUUUUUAG